AUGGGGACUGGUGCGUCAAAAAAGCCGAAAGUGGAAAAUAAACAACUCAAGCCUGCACGCAGUAAGCUCAUGGCAGCGGUAGCCUUGGCAAAGCCAGGCGCAGUUCCAGGUUUGUGUUCUUUGUAAAUGAUUGCCUUUUUCCCGGUUUUCAGUGACGUCACUGAUAGGGAGCUUUAAACUCUGAGGCGAAAGUGAAAAGUGGUUGUACAAAGAUUUGUGAAGAUCAAUAAAGAAUCCCGCAAAUGUGUUAGCAAGAGGAAACAUAGGACAAAGUUGCGAAUAUCGGAUCUAAUAAAGCAUGGCUACCGUAAGCGCGAAUUCAGCUACCCUUUACUAAACACACCCUGUAACAAAGUAGUACUUUGACCCCAAGGGGGUUACUCCCUUUAAUAACCUAUAUGGGGAGGCUUCGCCCGAAAGGGGUAUAGUUUUUCAGGCUUCAGGUCAUAUGGAAGGGUCGGGAUUUCGCUAGUUGAAGUAUAUGAAAGGGUUGGGAAAUCUGUUAUUUCGGUCUGUAAAAAGGCCAAAAGUAGAGGUAUAAAAUUAGCACACAGGCCGAGUUUUACCUUACGCUUCUCUUUUUUAGCGCCGGGAAUGCAGAAAAAAACAACAAUCGAAACGUUGUGGAAGGAGCCAAGACAUGAACGCGGCAAGUGGAAAGAACUCUUGGAGAAGAACUUAGUGGACUUUGAACCUGUUCCUCUCGAUAAAAAUAUGGUGAAUACAUUGCUGCGAGGAAAAACGCUACAAACUAAGGUGAAAAAAGUUUUUCUGUUUGAACUAUCAUCUUUUAAUUUAGUAUUCUUAAUGUAUCUCUUGGUGUUGCGCUCGAUUGUGUUGUAAGGAUCGAUAUCGUGUAACUGUACUCAGAUAUAUAUCUUUUGUUCUAACUUUGUUUUAGGCUUCCGAUAUUCGGAUCAUUCGGGUUUUCAUCAGCUCAACCUUUACGGAUACAGCGCAGGAAAGAAACCUACUUAUCGCUGAUGGUACAUGGCUCUUUCUUCUUGUUGUUUUCUUGUUGUCAGACAUUGCCCAGUCCCCAGGCCUCAUUGUUCCGUGUGGCUUAUGCGUUUCAAAUCUGACGUGGUCCUUUCGUCUCAGAUACGUCACCGAAAUUUAUUGACCCAGAAGGCCUGGGAAGACGCCGUACAGGGACUAGGCAAGAUCAGACUGUCGAUAGGCUGGAAGUCAAAUUGCUCCAAAAAAACCUCCCUCUCUGGAGAACUUCUUUCAUCUUAUUUGAGCCUAACCGGGAAACUUCCUUUUUUUGCACAACUAUCCUGCCAAGCAGGCUAAAAUAACAACUACUAAAACAACUACUAUAACAACAACUAAAAUAUAGUGUGAAAAUUAUUUGUGAAACAGAAAACUUCUCUAAGCCUGGAAUAAGACUUGUCCUCUUCGCAUAAGCGCCUAUUUUCACAUUUUCUAGUUGCAUUAGGUAUCUCAUACGUUUCUCUCAGUUGUCCGGCACGCUUGCACUCAAAACAAGAUGGGAAAAUUGUCUCGCAAUCAGUUAGAUGUAGGUGGUUGCGAGGACUGAGCCCAACCCGAAAAAUGACUUAGUCUUCACUCGUAUGUCAUAUGUUACUGAUCGCCUCUUACUAAUUCUACCAGAGAAUUCUUUUCGGUAAGUUUUUUUAACGACUCGAUCGACUUCGUGUCGCUGACCGAGUAGCUGGCUUGUUUUACUUUCUUUCUUGCGAAGUAAAAAAGCCAACUGUACGCGAAUGUCAGAGCCGCAAUACCCAAAGAGACCUCUACUAGUGGGGAAACCAUUUUUCGCUGUUGGCUCAAGAAAUAAUGGCUUAUUUUCUUCUUCACCAGUCUAUCCGUACUUGAAACUGUUCGGAAGGAAAUAUGGAUUUGAAUUUGCGUCGUCGGAGAUGCGCUGGGGGAUCAGAGAGGAGUAAGUGUCCGCAAACUUGACUUAAAAGUAAUCUCUUGACUGUAUGGCUUAGCAAUCAGGUAAGCAUUAGUCCACAUUGGCCUAAAUCCCCUUGGACGCCUUAUGAAGUUUACACCACCCAGUAUUACUUGUUGCUUCGCUAUAUGGUCCUAUAUAUAGUGAUAUGGGUUAAGCAAUACUAACAAGGGUUAAGCACUGAAAAUUGUGAUUAAGGUUAAUCACUGACUAUAGUGAUUAGGGUAAAGCCCUGAAAAUAGCGAUUAGGGUUAAGCAUGCGCACUGACUCGAAUUUGUCAGCUUCAAAUCAAACCAUUUCUUGCCAGUUAAACGUAAUAGUAUAAGUGACGGACUGCAGACACCACACUCCGGGUUCGAUUCAUACCCUAAUUUCCUUAAAAAUUAAAGUGACUUACACUUUCAUGAACAGUUACUGAGCAGUAAUUUCAAGAGACUUAAAAAAUUUCAUCUAAGUGUAGUGUGGAAGCAAUAAAGAAUGAUGCGUUGUCCAAGGGAUUUAGGCCGAUGAGAUCCGAUACUGAACUACCAAUCAAUUCUUUGGUGCUUAUUGUUUUCUUCACCCACUCACUCUUUCAGGUCCUCCUCUGAUCACAUGACCUCGAUAAUUUGUAUGGCCGAAAUAGCCAGGUAAAUAUUUAUGGGUGAUGCAUGCAUCUCACUUAUGAUUACACGUGACUUACCGGCCUGUUUUCUUUUUCACAGGUGUCAAAGAGAGUCGCAAGGAAUCAACUAUGUUGCUUUCUUGGGUGAUAAAUAUGGUAGGUUGACUUAGCUGAUUUCUUCUGCUGUUAAAUUGUCAUUUUUCAAACAUUUAUUGGCAUCAAAUUUUCACAAAUCAUAGAUCGUUUUUUAAAAGCUACAGAGGGGUGGAAAGAUUUAGCUUUCAAGCGUUCCUUGUUUAAGAACUGUUUGAUUCUAAGUAGAACAGGCGGUGAUUUAUCUCGGCAUCUGACAGCGACGAACAUAAACAACCAAUGCAUUUCCGAAUUGUCCCAUGCCUCUGUUUCGGAGCGAGGCUUAAUGCGAAGACAUUCAUAUGAAAAUGAUUUUUUAAUCUCAUGCAAAUAAAAGUCAUUUUCAAAAGAAAUAUUUUGCACUUUGCUUCGGUUUGAACGUGAGUAACUCGGUAGUGGCCUGGACUACAAGAGAGAAGAAUGGGCAUAUCUGGGGUAAAUUGAUUUAAAAAUCACCGCUGGCAAUAUUAUUUCGUAAUAUAGAAACGACUCUCUUAUUUUGCGCGCGCGUUUUUUCCCUUUUAUUGCGUAACUAUUCGAACGGCAAAUGCCACUCUACUGGAAUUUGUCUUUGCCAAGGAAACGAGUGCAUUUACUGCGAAACUUCAACUAAGUUACGGAAGGUUUCAAGAAACAAUCAAAAGGUAUGUUGAAUACCCGGCCAAUCUGAUAACUGACUCCUUCACUCCUUUUGUCCUUUAGUCAACGAGUCCGAAUUGUACUUGCGGAGUCCUGCAGUCACCCAGUCAUCAAGUGCAUUUCCUAUACCUCCUCAUUGUUGAAAAUAACACCUGUGUAACAUUAUAUAGUUCGUUCCUAAAACCUUUAAUCUUGUAAACAUUGCUUUCUCCUUUCACCACUCAUGAAUACAUACAUUAGUGAGGCUUUGAAGUACACCUCAAAAAAACUUAGAUGGCGUCAACUCUUAAUGUGCACUGCUUCUGCUGCACAAAACAAGACAAUAACGGGAUUUUUAUUACUACGCUGUGCAAAUUUUAGGAGAACCAAAAGCUAAAGCGAGUUUACCAAGAAUGACUGAUUAGAUUAUGUGACAUACAUUGCUGCAUAGCUCCGCACCAUAUAUGACACGCCUCGAAAAAAAACCUUCUAGCGCAAGUUUUUAUUAUUGCUCUCACGUAAUCACGUAAGUUUCAAAAUAAAUAUGAUUUUUCUUUUAAAGGGUAGACUUUAUGCGACUCAACAUUUUACUGUACCCCUGAGUCAAAAGAUCAAUUGUUUAGAAACUGAAGCAUGCUUUGAUUGUGCAGUUCAGUUUUCAAAGUAUGGUUUUGCGCAGGUUAUGGGCUCCUGUUUUGCGUUUCAACUUGCGCGCACAAGUUUAAACCUCUGUGCGCGCACAUAACAUGCGCUAUUUGAUUGGCUUAGAUUUGCGCGCGCAAAUUCGCCGUUUGUUAUGUCACAAAGGGAAACAUUUCAGUUCGUCAACGAAAAGUCUCGUUUCAGGCGCUUUUUUUGGAAGAAUGAAGAGUUUGCUAAAUAACUCCUUCAUAGAAACUUUUUUAACGCCUUAGCUUCAAGGAAUAGAAACGUGUGACAAAGAAGUAUAUGGUAGAUUGAUGUCUCAUGUUUAUUUCGGGUCCUUUGUCAAAGAUUUGUAGAGUAACUUUAAAGGUGAUUCUACGCGGGAAGAUUCGCAACGGCGAUUUUUAUCGCAACACAGCGUCUAGGUUGCAAUUUGUUGUUGUUGUUGUUGUUGUUGUUGUUUUUUGUAAAAAACCGUCGUUGUGAAUCUUCCCAUGUAACAUCACCUUAAGAAAAUCGUUGGGUGCUUUGUUCUUAGCAUGUCUGCACUGGGGAAUUUCGUUUUGGCUUCUCUUAAGCCCCAUUCACAUCAAAAGCUGUUAAGUCAAAUACGGUUUAAAUUUUCUUCUCAUUGUACUUUUAUUGCUGGCAAUUUAAGUGCAAUUAUGUAACAUACUAAAGAUCAUUUGAAUUCUGUGUAGAAGCCUGUGUUUUAGUUUUCCGUCAAUGUUUUUAAUUUUUUAAACCUGGCUUUAAUUAAACAUGCUUAGUUAGUGUGACUAGGACGUUAGUAAGAUACAGGGCUUGGAUAUUACAAAUAAUUUGCAGUAACGAUACCAAUACAAAGUACUGUUUAAAGGCUUCCUUGUUCAAUGUUUUUUUUGUAGGGUUUCGUCCUUUUCCAUCGCGUAUUGAAGCAAGUGAAUUUGAGCAGCUUCAGGCACAAGCUGAAAAGGACAAUGACCCGGAUGUUAAUCUGCUCAGUGAAUGGUUAGCUUGUAACUGUGUUUGACUAGCUUUUUAUUCAUAACUAUUAUUGUAGCGGUUUUAUGUUGAGAUGUACGCUAAUAAUGUACUCCUAAGUACGUUUUUCACUACAUAUGGGUGCUGAUUACAUGAACCGCUGCGCCCGGUUUGGCGAGCUCGCUCGCUUUGCCCAAGUGACUUUUAUCCCGGUAUUUCACGUUAGUGGGCUGACUGGGUUGUCGCGUAAUAACAAAGCGAUUUCUUUUGCGUUUUUAACGUGCUAGGAUCCUAGCAGCGUAACGUUUACCCAAGAGAGGUUCACCACACUAUCGGGGUCUAUGCCUUCCACCCCCCACUCUGGCAACAGUGUGGGUUCUUUUACGUCCGAAAAGAACCAGAUUAAUGAAAGUGUUUUGAGACAGAGCCAUGGAUUUUCGUCCUUAUCCGAGAUAACUAGAUAUGUAAAUCUUCAACAAAGGCGGGACCUUUUCCUUAGUUAUUUUAGGAUUCCCAGUGCUGCACCAGCGCUGGACCAGCCGGGAAUCGAAACCGGGCCUACCGCUCAAAAGUCUGAAACUCAACCCAUUAGGCUAACCAGUCAGCGGUAAGUAUAGUGCGAACUGCUCUGACUAACUGACUACGAAACAUUGUUUCCAAGCUUAGCUAGGCCCUAACUAGCCAAUCAGCAACGGAGGCAAACAAUGGAAUAAACUAUCCAAGUAAAGCCGAUAACUAGUCUCCUUCGCAGCAGCUCGGGCCGCCUGAGUCACAUUGCGUCAGGUCAGCGAAGAAAACGGUUGCCUUGGUUCUCCAUUAGAAAGUAACCGGACAUUUUAGAAAGACAAAAACAGGAACGAAAUUGCGAUCUGCCUUCUCUUAAGGGGCCAUGUAAUUGUGUCUCUCAUUCCCAGGUUUGAUUUAAACACAAAUCUGGUACCUCAUACAUACAUCCUAAAGCCAAGCAGUCAGGCGCAACAUGGAAAGUGGUGGGAUAUAUUCGAGAAGUUACAGAUGACUCUAAGAAAGGCGUCACGCUGUUUAAAGGACAAAGAAAGGUAUUAUUGUGCUAUUUUCCCUUGUAUUAAAACCUCUUAAGUAGUCUUAGUAAGCUGAGCAAAGGAUUAUUCAGCGUUCUCUCCUAUUCGUUCCUACAGUGACGGGUUGGAGGGAACCCUGGGAACGAGGUUGAACCACACCCAUGUUUACACCCACGUUUAGUGACUGGAUUCCAAGUCCCCCAUACGAGCAACUCGGCCCAGCUUCCGCACUGAGUUCCGCUCGCUAAGAAACUUUCAUUAAGGGUCACUCGAAGAAUGUCUGGCCACGCCUUCAGAAAGCUAUCUUCUUUUCUAUGUUUAGAGCAAAGUGGUACACAGUAUCAGUCACAGAAGAAGAAGUCCAUCGUGGUUUACUUAACAUGAAUAACAGAGAUCAAAAGACGUUCUGUUAUCGCAGGAAAAUCAUUAAUUUAGACAACAACUACCAAGACAAACCUGCAGGAAAGUUUAUUGACAAAAAGGUAGGAUCGACAAUCACUUAGUUUUAUCUUAGUAGGCCGUGUCAUCAUUAGAUACCUUUAGAUUCUAAGCUUAGACGACGAUUACGAUAACAAGAUUUAACGUGCUAGCCGUCCUCAUUUUACUACGGGUUUUUAGCUAGAAACGUUAGAAGUUUUGUCAAUUUAUGCGUCAGUCAAUUUCAGCUGCGCCCAGCCCCCCCACUCCACCCCCCCCCCCCCACCCCACCCCCCACCCCCACCCACAACCAACCACCCCACCGCCCUCCAGCACUCACCCACUGAUUUUUGCGUCACGUUACCCGUCUCCGUUCUUGCGCCCUCGUGCCCCCAUCCCGUCAUUAUCUCUUUACUGUGUUUAAAUACACACACAUUUGACAUCUUGAGCUACUUGGAGUAGCAGCACUCACGUCCCCCACCCCCCCACCCCCCCCCCCCCCCCCCCACACACACACACACACACACACACACACUCCGGGCUGAACCCUGUGCAUUAGCAUUUUUUUGCCUUGGAUGGCAAUUUCCUGGUGCAGGGACUCUUGAGCUGUCAAAUCCCCCGGGGUGGGGACGAAAAAAGAGGGCAAAUGCCCCGUCCUUCAUCAACACUGCAACACUUUCCAUUGAUUGCACAGUCGAGUAGUGCCAUUUUAAGCAUUUUAAUGUGCGAUUUCUUGUUUAAUUUAAAGUCUGCCUUUGUAAUAGCGCUAUUCUAAUUAAGACCACUCCGCAACGCAUUUUAUUUGAGUGUCAAUAAGCUUCGGUAAAACGUGCAACUUGUUAGGUGCAACAUUGCCGCAAAACGAGUUAAAUAACGAUGUUGCGCGUUUAACCCAACCAACCUCGUUCAAACUUGUUAAUAACCUGAUUUGUUGAAAAAUAGGUUUGAUGUGGCUGGUAAAACGCGCAACAUUGCUUUUCAACUCUUUUUGCAGGAAUGUUGCAAAACAAUUUGCACGUUCUUGUUGCCCAUUUUACCGUACCUUUAAGAGCCACCCUAGGGGGAGGUAUUUCUUGGAAUUCUUGAUGGGGGUGUGCCACCCGGUUCUCCAAAUCCUGACGCUAUUUCAGACCAAAAAAUGUCAUUUUUCACACCCGUUUUCAGACCUGGCCUCUAAAAUCCAUCCCUGUUUUCAGACCUGGAGGUGGUCACAAAACGCAACAUACACGUUUACAUCGACAGAAAUAAUGUCAUCAUUGCUGAGAUUAGAACGCCAACAGAAAUAUUUCUUUCUUAUUCAUUUAUAAUAAAACGACGAACAUAUUCAUACACCAUCGUAGUUUCCUUUGUAAACCACACCCGAUUCCAGGCCAAAAUGGGCAAAAUCUAUACCCGUUUUCAGACCAAAACGGCGCUAAAACCAUACCCUUUGGGACGGCACAUACUUGUAUGGCUUAUAUAAGGGAGUACCCCCCCCCCGGGGGAGCCACCGCAACUAUGUGUAACACUAGAUAAGUGAUAGGAGUAUAGUAGAAGGUUCCAUAAAGAUAGAUUCAAAUGUAUGUUUCUCUCUAAUUUUAUUUUAAGUACAGCGAUGGUACUAUUGACAGUGAAGCGCAGAGGUUUCUUCAUAAACUAAAGGACGAAAAGGUACCAGGUGCUCUAAAUCCUUCAAACAUUAAAAACUAUACAGUAAACUGGGGUCCUGGAAUAACACUGGAGCAACAUGCAGAUUACCUCAGGUUAGUUUGGGUUUCAAUACAUUUUGCCCACCCGUUUUACCACAAGAGUCAACUAUGUAGACAUUUUUGUCGUUCUAUCUUUUGAAUCUGUGGCGGUGUGACCUUUCACACAAUACCUCUUAUUUAGAAUGUGGUUGUAACUUUUCAGAUCCUAUGGUGUGACAAAUUAAAUGAAAUCUAUACGGCACCUGGGAAGCACUAUUACAAGCUUUUCUUUCUGGCGCUCGCUUCGCUCGCAUGCUCCCAAUCUCGCGAACGCCAAAUUCGUCGGAAGAAAAAACAAAUACAAAGACACAAAAAAUGUUUGUGGAUAGGCUGCAUUUUAACCUCCGUCAAGCGGUUGUGGCAACAAACUCUAGUCGGAAUGGCCAAAACGGCAAAAGGUGGCCCGCCGCAGUAUAGUAGCUGCGUGAACUCUGGCAUUUUUAUGUUUUAAGCUAUUUCGUUAGAACAGUGCAUUUCGCCGAGAUGUUGCCAAUCGGAUGAAAGCGUUUCUUACUAUCAGUCGUCAUGUUGCAAACGUUUCUUUCUACUGAUCUAAUUACUUUGUUUUUAAAGAGAGUUUGGCGACCAUUUCUGUGACCUCAUGGUGCAGUCAAUGACUGAAGCAAUCAAAGGUGGUCACGUGGCUGAUGACGUACUAUUUGAGGAGGUCAAAAGUCAUGCAGUGUUUUGCCUGGAGAAAGCUGCGCAAGUGUAUGGAAAGGAUGAUAUUCUAGAAAAGGUAUCGAAAGUGAACUUUGAGCACAUGAAAAUAUAUUAAAAACAGCAAACUAAGUAUUUCGGAUUUUCUAGUCGAUCCCAUCAACGGUACGGAGAAGCAUCAAUGUUCCUGAAAUUCCGUGCAUUUCCGUCACGAUUCGAGCAGUUUGUUUUCCCACUCGCUUGCAUGAGGAGCUACAGUGAUUCAAAGUAACAAUAGUGUUGUAUGGUUAUAUGAGAUAAAUUUUUUUUUUUUGUAAGGUCGCUGGGAAUCGGAUUCAAACUGGUAGGGCCAGGGUACUCUAGCCAAUGAGCCACAAGAGACUCAUGGUGUGCAAUUCCAUUGACUAGGUGCAAUAACCGUUUGGGUACCAUACUAUAAGACCAUUAACCCCACAAUACAUGUCUGAGGGAGUUAUCCACAACUUCCUCUUUUAGACCCGGCUUUUAUUCGGAGCCUCGGCGUCUUAUGGAGAAAGAACUAUAGCUUUACAUACAUAUUUAUCAUGUUUUUCCUAGGUGAGUUCGUAUUUGACCAGCGAUUCCUCCACGCCUUUGGUGAUUCAUGGUCCUUCAGGUUCAGGAAAGACAAGCAUCAUGGCAAAAGCAAUAGCUAAUGCUGUGGCAUCGGUAAUGUACACCGAAUUAUACUCUGAUUUCUAAUUCACCAUGUAAAUUGUAUAGCUGAUAGUUAAAGGAUGUGUGCCAUUGAAUUUAUCAAAAUUCAAACAGUUACAACUGCCAUGAAAUUGAGUUAAACAUAGAAAUAAGCUCUCGAAAGUUUACAAAAAAAGGUAUAACUAACACAACAAAUAUAAAAGGAGACAGACAUGGACAAACUUGAAGAAAAUUGAAAUGGAUUUCACUUUCACUUUUUGGAAACUUCUUAGCCUAAAGGUGGAUAUCCAUUGUCGCGUAAUUGUUCCGUGUAAACGCGCGUAAAUAAAAUAGAAGCAAUGUAUGAAAGGCCACGCAUAAACGUGAAAGUUGAGCGAGGUUCAACUUUUACGUUUUCUGUUGACCUUCCAUACAUUGUCUCUAUUUACGCGCGUAAAAUUUAUAACCGGCCUUUCUUUCUUCAAAUCUCUGGUAGUUAGACUUCUGUGCAAUAUAAUACUCAUCUCCCUCCUACCCUCCAUUCAAAGUUGUUCCUCAAAGUUUUGAGCACGGUCUUGUAUUGCUUGCAACUUUGAUAAGGGGAGGAGAAGGGAUCACAAGCACAAGAUCAUGGUUUGGCCAUUUAAGCCAAAAUAAGGCACAGUGUCUCAAGCACUUUUGCACUUGAUUGUAGCAGUGGCCACGCAAUUGGUUUUAUUAACAAAAUGAGCCAGAAAACACAGUCCCUUCAAUUACACGACUGACCCUUAGAGAGCUUAAGCAAAGAUGUUUCUGAGCGACGCAUGUCAAAUUGAGGGACUUUUUGUAUUCUUCGUCAGUUAUUAUACCUAGAUUUUUCGGAGAAUCGUCUCUAUAAGAGUAAAAACGCUUAUAAAUACUUAUUUGGUAGCGUCAAGGCAAAUUGAAAGGGAAAAAAUGCCUCACUUCCGGUUGACGUUCGUCGCUCAAAAACGUCUUUGCUGAAGCUUGCUAUCCCCAUUCCAUGCAGUCUUCAGAUGCAGUGAUAAUUUAUCGUUUUCUGGGGACCAGCAUGGAUUCCACAGCCGCCCGGCCUCUUCUCCGAUCACUGUGUAUCCAGCUAAGAAGAAUAUACAGUAAAGAUCCCAAUGGGGUUGCCAACGAUUUCAAGACUCUUUGCGAAGAGUUCAUCCAAAAUCUAAAGCUUGCAACCAACGGACAGCCCUUAUUCCUGUUCCUGGACUCCUUGGAUCAGAUGACAGAUGAAGACAAUGGACGCAAUUUAGAAUGGCUUCCUUUUGAGUUGCCUUCCCGCAAUGUCAAAAUCGUGGUGUCUACUUUGCCCGAAGAAGGAGGAUGCUUGAAUAAGCUACGGCUAUCUUUACCUGAAGAAGGACUAGUAGAGGUAGGUUAAUUUGUUGGAUAGAAUGAGGGUACUUUGGCGAGUUGUCGUGUGAAGUGUGUGACAGGACAUUAAGUAAUUAUUUCUAGCUGGUUGCUCUUUGAAUCACGAGGCCUCUAUGCAAAGUUUGGUUGAAGCAAGUAAUCUACACUGUCUCGGUAGAGGAGUUUACCUAACAUUUUCGAGAGAUGUGUGUAUUGUAGAGAGUCAGAUGACGUGGCGAACCACUUUUCUUAGUAAAAAAAGGUCCAAGAACCACUUUUGAGAAACCAAAUUUGGAGGCGUUUCAUUUGAGGCUUCUUUGAGAGGUAUCGACUCACAAGCUCCAAGUUCUCAUAAGAACACUGCUUGCAUCUAUACUAACAUUAGUAAUAACCAAAGGUUAUGGAGUGCGGGCGACAAUGAUCGCGGGUCAAAACGCUCUUGCUCCAAGGCUGUGCUUUCCGUACGGUUCACGUGAUAGAUGGUCAAAACACGCGUGAUCAGAUUCCCAGUGAUAAAAGGUCCAAACGUCUUGUGCAUUCCAUUCAUUUUUAGUGGAAGUCCAAACAAAGCUGGCUACAUACAUGCGACGCAUACGUGAUGGAAACCUAGAGCUUAGGAUUGCGGGUUCCUCCUGACACCCGCAAAGCUUCUUAUCUAUUGUUUUUGUUUUUAUGCUCUUAGUCCAAGUUUCGAGGCAAAAAAAAUUCUCGUGUACACAGAAUAAGCUCAGUGUGUAUGCUUACUUUCCAGGUCACUAAGAUGUCCGCUAAUGAUGGCAAAGAACUCCUUGAAUCCUGGUUAAAAGCCAGCAAUAGAAGUCUGACUGCUUCACAAAUGUUAGAAGUCUUAGACGCCUUUAAUGAAUGCCCUUAUCCGCUAUUCCUCAAGGUUUGCAAGAGCCCAGCACCUUAUCGCAAUUACUUUAUUAUAUUUAAGUUGUCCGGCAUCAAAAGAGAAACAAUUCUAAGCAAGUUCUUGAAGACUGUGACUUACAAGUAGACUAGCUUUGGGUGGUGAACAAACUUGUGCACUAAUGGAACUAUAUCCUCGGAGCGUCUACCCCCUAUCAGUAAGUGUCAGAGCGAAUAAGACAUUCAGUCAAUUAUAAGAUUUCCCUUCCCUCGAAAUUCCUUUUGCUCGCAGACUUCUACACUAUCCAAUGUGACAGUUGGUCUUCUAUAAAGGCUCUCUGGUCUGCUUUUCCGAUGUUCCUCAAUAAGCUUAACUCUUUUGGCUUCACUCUUUGCUGAUCCCAUCCGCUAUUGCUGGAAAUCCUACUCUGCUUUGAUUGGCUGAACUUUUUUAAUAAUCAAUGAUGUCACCAAGCAAUCAUUUCUUUUUUUUUUUGGAGUGCCCGCAAACCGCUAAAAGAAAAUAAAUUCGAGUGGAAAAUGAAAUUUAAGUGGUAAUCCAAGUGGUCUUUCAUGAAAUCGCAUAUUUCAGUUGGUAAAUAAAUCGACAAUUCGGCCGUUAUUAGAAAAUAGAUGAUUAAUGUGCUGGCGCAUCGUCUUCCCAAGGGUGAAAUAGCCAACUCCCUUUUUACGUUAUAUAUGCUAUCUUCUUUUGUGAUGACUCCAGACGUUUCUGAGAAGUCCUUUUCCUUCUCUUAUCUUCAGAUUGCGUUUGAGACUUCAUGUACGUGGACCUCUUCCACUCCAGUUGAUGACAUCACUCUGUCCAGGACUGUGAGACAACUCAUCGAUGACAUGUUUGACAGGCUUAUUCGUAUCCAUGGCAACUUGUUGGUUGAUCACGCCCUGGGAUACCUUACAGUUGCUAAGUUUGGAUUAACAGGUUCAAUUUUGAUUCUCUUGUCAUCUGUUAAACUAGUUUUUUUGUGUGUGUGCGAGGAAACGUUUAUUUUUUAUCGCUGCAUGUCAUUUUACUGAUUACUAUUUUUUCAUCCUAUAUUUACAAAGCUGAUCUCAUUCAUGGACGACAGUGAUGAAAAUAGCAAGCAAACAUAGUUUGCAUUCAUGCUUUUCCAUGUCAUAUCUGCCCGUCUGUUUUGUUAUCACUGCAUAUGUACUUCGCAAAGUCAUUGAUGACUUAUAAACAAUAUCAAACAAGGAAAUAAUUACCUUGAAGGAGGUUUGAAUAUUCGAAAUGUGUUCCCAAUUCAUUAUUGUAUAGUGUAAGGGAAGUUUGUUUUAAAUUAUUCUUCGAUAGUUAAUUUGUUUUUAGAACAAACAAAUUGAUUUUUUUUUAUUCACACAUAUCGAAUUCAGUCCAGAACAUUCGACUAAACCUUGUUCGUUCACUGGAAAACACUUUUCUACGUGUUUGAUAUCUUCCUUAGAAAUAUAUCAUUAUUUGACAAUCGAAGUAAUAAUCCAAUCAAACAUCAAACAUCACUCGAGAAAAAAAUCGCCGCUCUUUGUAUAACAAGCCCAAAUAUCAGUGUUUGAAUACCGCUCAAGACACUCCCCCUCGUGUUUCUUGUCUUACUUCGCAGCCAAUGAACUAGAAGAUAUACUGUCAUGUGACGACGAAGUUUUGAAUGACGUGUACCAAUGGUGGGAACCUCCUGUGAGGCGGCUUCCUCCGUUGCUGUGGGUCCGCAUUCAGACAGACCUGGGACCCUAUCUUGUAGAGAGAGGGCUUAAGGGAGGCACACCCGUGUUGUCAUGGUAUCACAGACAGUUCAGAGAGGCGGCUGAGGAGGUAUGGAGUUACGUACUUUCUCUUGAUUUUGCUCCGAAUGCAUCUUAAACCCAUCAACGCCUCAUAAACCAAAUGAAUUAAAAGCGCUUUUAGAGGGAAAGCCCAAAGGUAUUAAGCGAUAUUUUUUCAUUAAUAAGGUCUCAUUGAAAUGAUUAUUUUGACCAAGCAAUAUCGCUUGCCUUAUAAUAUCUCUACUUUCAAUUAAUGGGACAGGGACAUUUUUAUAAUCGAUUUAUGUACUCUUAAAGCAGUAAAAACAUAAAAAUAUCAUGUCCCAACAGCCGAAUCUUCAUACUUUAAAGGUUGUUAGGAAAGCCUACGUCGACUAGAAAAUUAGUUAAUCAUGGUGGGAAACUCUUAUUUUUAACAAUGAAGUACCUGAAAACAAGGACGAACUAACUGGACGCAAUUCCUUGUAUGGAUAAAGAAACUUUUAAGAAUUUCUGUGAAAAGGAAUAAGGCAAAUACAAUUGGCUCUAAAAAGACAGAUCCUUUUAAAAGGCACCGAAACGUGAGUAAAGAAUGAUCUCCGAGCCGGACUCUGCAACACUUCUCUUGACUGCGAUUUGCGCUCGUAUAUUUUCAUCAUCUAUUAAGUGUGUGGUAAAAUUCAACUUUGAUAAUGAAGCUUUGUUCGGAGAUGUAAAUUAUCAUCCACAAAGCAUUUUGUAUGCUUCAUUUUCAGAGGUUUGUUUCUGAUCCAGAAGUACGGAAGAAGCGUCACGGCGCCAUUGCCGAGUAUUUUAUUGGCCGCUGGGCAGGACAACCUCUACCAUACGUGGGGAAAGAUGGUAGGGGUCAUUAUACGUUUCUGGGAAACUGCCCACCUACCCCUUCCCUAAGCCAACAUUAACACCAACGUCUCAGUUAGGGCAGAAUGUUGGCUUAAGGGAGGGGUUGGCGGGCAGUUUACCAGAAACAUAUAUGGUAUAUAUGGUAGUUACUACACAACUAAGUUGUAAAUAAGUAGGUUGAGUUUGAUCGUCCGGGUGAACGUAGUCCUCAACAGGACUGUUGUUGUUGGCAGUGACUGACGUUUCGACAACCUGUGCAGUUGUCAUCUUCAGAGUCAAAGUGAGUUGUAUCACUUCAGUUGAUUUGAUGGUAUUAAACUCUGGUUAUUGGCCUGAUUGGUCAAUUAAGUCGCGAUGUUAUUGGUCGUCUAUCGGUUAAGCCGUGAUGCUAUUGGCUAUGAAGACUCGUAAAUGUCAUCGGUGCGUUUCAAUCCGUCUAUUGUCGCAAUUAAACAGUCUUUUAUUGUUACUCAAAUUGUCAGUUGUCCAGUCGUUCUCUCGUGGUUAAUUUUGCUUGAUUCCGUCAAAAUUAUAGUCAGUAAAAGGCAGUGUUUUUAGUUGUCACAAGUAACAGCUUCGGGCCAUUGAGACCAUGUGACCGUAGUAGUAUGGUAGGGACCGACUUAUCCUUUUUUUGCACAGGAGUCUCAUUAACUUGAAGCAGGAAUAUAUUUUGGAAGAAAGGGAAUUCUUAUACCAGAAAACUCAGAAAAAAUUCCGAACUCCAGGUGAGAAUCAAACUCACGACCCUCCGAGUUCUAGUUCGGACGUCCUAACCACUGAGUUACUGGAUACUCUAUGGCUCUAUUAACGCCGAUGACGUCAUAAACUUUUGUCUUAAUCUCAUGAAUAAAAUGAGGUGGAUUAUCAUUAAGAGAAGGUCAUGUCCUCUUUUUAGGUGGACUAACCCGUUUGGACAAGUUUCCUAGUUAUUUUAGGACUGAUGAAUGUCUUGAUUUUCGAUUUAUUCAUGAAAUAAAGACAAAAGGCUAUGGCGUCAUUGACGUUAAUAUAUUCCCGCGCAAGUUAAUGAGAUUCCUCCUACUAUUGACCGAAAAUUAUCCGGUUUUAGGAGCAUGAGGCACAUAGGAGUGCUAGUCCUUCGCAAGGUUAACCCCCAACAGAAUGUCCUAACACGCGGCGUCUCAUUUUUCUCGCUCACCCUUCCCAGCGUAGUUUUCGUCAACGUUAAACGUUCGCAUGGUCCAUUGCGCGGAAAUCAUUGAUCAUUGAUCGCCCGCAGAAGUCGCGCUUUCCAAACACUUGAGACCUUAAGGAACGAGGCAGGCUAAUACCCAUUUAUACUCCUGGCCCUAUUUGCUCAAAAGUUGGAUAGGGCUAUCCACCGGAUAAUAGCUAUCCAGUGGAUACGUAAUAGGAAAACCAAUUGCACUAUCCAUACAAUGUAUAGCGCUAUCACCUUUUGAACAACUGGGACCUGUGUGAAAAGACAGAAAUUAGAGGAACGUUUCUUCUUAAGGGAAAAACACAACAGCAAUGCUUGACCACGGAACUAUAGAUCCCAAGUCGGAAUUCUUAUCGACUACACCCCCACUCCCCCACGAUAACCAGUUACCACAGUAAAUUUUUGUGUCGUCAUGUUUUUGUUUUGUUUUCAGGUUUGUCAAAAACAGCUGAUCGCAAAGUUGCUUCUCAACCACUCGUGUUAAACCAGACGUCCUCCAGCGACACAAGGUAAUAAACAGUUUAAUUUACACCUUCAACCAAGGAGUCAACCCUAGAAUAUCAUUCGAUGUUAUCCUAUAAUUUCCAAACUUUGUCGAAACAACUUCAGUCCGGGCCAUAACCAUUUUUGGAUACUCGAUGACGCCAUCAAUAAUGGCUUCUGGUGCUGACUUUGUCAGAACUCAUUUUCAUCUCUUAUUUAAGCCUUAGCGGAUUUAGUUCUCAGUUAUAUUCAAGGAAACCUUGUGAAAUUAGAGGCAAAGAGUGACUACAUACAACAACCGAAUAGGUGAUAGUUUCAGUCGUGAUUGGAGAUAGAAAUUCUGUGAAAAAGUCGAGCAAAGGAGCUUUCUGCGAGGGCGCUGAUUAAGGAGUCGCCUCUCUUAAGUUACCGUUUUCAGGUAUGUAGCAUCAUUUUGGUUUCAGCAAAAAAAAUAUUUUCAAAACCUACAAUUAAUUUUCUUCUGAUUUUUCUUAAAGUUCCUGUCGAGUGCCCAAGACUUAAAUUCGAGUGCCCGGACGUUAUGGAACAAACUAGGCACUGACUCCCUUUGUUCAUAGCUGUCGGAGAGUUGUGUAAUCCUUACUUUGGGACUGUUUUUUUUUGUGAGGCGUUUCAAAAUUUUUGUUAUUUUUUUGAAUUUAAAAUCCAGAUAACAUGGCCUGGUAUUCUGUAGUUUUGAAAACUGCAUUUAUAACACUGUAGCUUUCAUGUACGCUCGUGAUGUUAAGAUUCCAGGCAUGAAAGAAUGAACUGCACAUUCAAUAACACUUUUCUGGUUUAUUACCGAAGUUUGUUUCGGCGAUUGCCGCAAAUAACUGCCAUCAAAAAAAUGUUUAACUCUUACUCAUUUCUAGUAUCUCUCUGCCAAGUUUAUUUUGUUUUGGUUUUGACCUCAACCAAUCACAAGGCACGAAACUGAUAUCCAGAAAUGGUCAUGGCCUGGACCAGUUUUUUGUCCACGGCAUUUCCCCCUUUUUGUCGCGGCACAAUCUACUUUAAAAAAAAAUGAGCUACGUUUUUACCCCCACUACCCCCUAAACAAUGUUGUACCGCUGCUUAAAAAAACAUGAAUACCCGAAGAAAGCUGCAAACAAAGCAACCUUAGUUGGCGAUGGGGCGUUGGGAGGGGCCCGGGUUUUUUCCCCAAAUAUACUUUAAUUUCUCAAUAGUGUCUCAAUGUUGCAACCUAUUGUAGCUGUUGGUUAUAAAACGUGACCCGGAUUCAAACGACAUGGGCAACGAGUGGUACUGUACUCGAUCGAGUACUUUUCGUUAUACUUCAUAUGACAGAUUUAUAACUCUCUGGUUGUAUGCUGGAGAAGCAACCAGUGACUAUUAGAAAUGAAUGUUACAGAGCAGCGCUUUUGUGCGACCCUGUCAGAUUUGAACUUAUGAGGGGCGACAUGUAGACUUGCUACAAGUCGAUCUCUCGUAGUUCUCACCUAGUUCACACCUUAGCGAGCGUAGUGAGCGAACAAAAGCAAACGAAGCGAGCUUCAACGAGGUAAGGCAUAACCGACCAGAAAAAAAAAAAAUUAAAAGGACUUUUAGAAAGACUAGGCGACAUGCUGUUCUUCACUGUUACUUAUCGAAAGAAACCCUUUAUUUUAUGUAAUAAAAAUGAUAUACUUAUUCCUCUUAAUUAGUUCCAAAACUCGUCAGUACAACAUGAGGAAGCUGACAGAACUACCCACAGCUCUCAUUGGCGCAGAACGAUGGCAACUGUUUUUGGAGUCUGUCUGCUGUAUUCCGUUUAUAGAGGUAAGCUAUAUAUGGGGUAACCCUUACAUGUUUUGGGAUGAGGGUGAAAGGCUCCCAUGUUGAAGCCACGAACCAUGUUCUUCGAUACAUAAUGAGGCUAUUUUUCCCAAGAGUCGUUUCCAUUUAACACAUUAAAAUACUUAAAAUUAUAGUGAGGUCAGACAUUUCCCCGUAAUGACCGAACGGACGAGGUUAACAAGUUAAUUAUUAUAUGGCCUUUUCAUUCUUCACCUGAGCUUGCGAUCCAUUAAAACCAACACAUGGUCCGCGGAUAACAUUAAAAAACACGUCACUUUAACGAUUUGUAUACUUGAGCCCUAGAUACAUUAAGGUGGCACUGGUCAGUGGAGGCUCUUUUUUACAGCCGUCAAUUGGCCAUAACAUGGAUGUCCAUAAGGAUGCCCACUAUCAAGUUAAACACAGAUUGUAUUUGCCUUGGACACCUUGCUAGUAAUGCCCGGUCAUUACAAGAAAAGAGCCAAUCAGUGCGCACGUGCUAUUGUAGCCAUAUAAUAAAACGAUAUAACGAAGGGCUAAGGGACUGGCAAAAUUUGUUCGCUAUACCGAGGUUUCGUUAUGUCGGGGUUUUUUUUUUAUAUAUUUUACCUCUUUUUCAGGCAAAGUGUAAUAUUGGUCUAGUUUACGAGCUCAUAAACGAAAUAAAACAGGCUUCAAGCCUCGCGAGGUCACGUGGGAACCAACAAGCAGCCUUGAGUUUUAAAGAGUUUGCGCAGAUGUUAAGUGAAAAUGUUCAAGUUCUAGAUCAGUACCCAGAAUGCACCUUACAGCAAUCUGCUAAUUUUCCUGACUCAAGCGCACCGGCAAAGGCGGCUCAGGUAAACAAUGUAGUCUUCUUACGAAUUCAUUCAAUCAUGUUAUGUUCGCCCUGCAUAAGGAAAUUCAAUACUGUUGGACUCUGGAAACCACGCCAUGGAUUCUAGAUUCUAGCUGCUAGAUCCUGCAUUCCUUGUCGGUGGAACUUGAUUCUGGAUUCCAAUGUUUAGUGGGAUUCCGGAUUUCUUGAACUGAAUUCAGGAUUCCAAAAGCCAAAAUAUGCUGGCGAUUGGCUGUUCAUUCGCCCGGUUUCCGUAACAAGUUAGCUGAGUCGAACUUGAAAAGUGAAAACUUCAAGGAAGAGUACAUUACUCUCAACCCAUCAAAACAAAUAAUACAAUCAAAGAAACACACAGAUGUAUUCUAGGAACCUUUUCUUUCUACUUCCAGACCUAUAUAGCCUCUCUGACUAACAAGCCGCAUUGGUUAUGUCACGUGAACAAACCUCAGGAGUUGAGCGCCAAGGUGCUGUCUUUAAACUGGGGUAGAUUCUCUGGAUCUCAGUGUAUUGUUUUCUCACCCGAUGGCCGCCAUCUUUGUUGUGGCACAAAAUCCGAGACUGGUCGCACGUAUUACUUGACCCUAUGGGACGUCGAAACAGGCAAGUGCCAUGUUUGGUUUGCGAUUGUGUAUUAAACACCAGAGGGGGUGUUUCAUUAAAUAUUCAAACACAGAGAAGUAAGUUCAAUAAACGACAUGAGCAGAGUUUCUUUAAGACCGACUUUGAGGUGUCGCGAGAGAGGGUGGCUUGACAAGGACAUUACGGCCAUCGGCUCCAACUAAUGUGGGUAUCCAGGAAUCCCUUCUUUACACAACACACGAAAGGUGGACUACGCUACCGGGCUGUAGGUCCCUUUUACGAUUUGAGUAGCAGUAUGGGUCCUUUCAACUCCCCUUUCGACAAUGAAAUAUGCAGGCUGAGACAAGACCAACGGCUUAAUCCUUUAAGUAUUUUUCUCUUGGCAAUAUCAGUACACACUGAGUAUUUAUAAAAUGAUCACCAAUAGGAAAAUGCCUUGGUCUUUUAUCAAAUUCUCUCCACUAAUUCUUGGGGCUUGAAGGGGUUAACACAUGUGCCCAAUAACUCGAUCGUCUAAACUGUGAAAAAGGUCUUAAUCAAAGCCAACUUGUUUCGUGCAACUGGAAACAUUAGUAACUUUUCCAAUGUCAUAUUUUUCAGGAGCACUGUUGAUGACAGUUCCUAGUGAGAAUAAAAGUUAUUUCCGAGUGUUGUAUUCGCCCGACGGAAGUCACGUUGCCUGUGGGAUGAGUAAGGCGGAAGUCAGAAUACUGGACAGUACCACUGGAGCACAGGUAGGGCGCUGCUGCAUNACUACGCUACCGGGCUGUAGGUCCCUUUUACGAUUUGAGUAGCAGUAUGGGUCCUUUCAACUCCCCUUUCGACAAUGAAAUAUGCAGGCUGAGACAAGACCAACGGCUUAAUCCUUUAAGUAUUUUUCUCUUGGCAAUAUCAGUACACACUGAGUAUUUAUAAAAUGAUCACCAAUAGGAAAAUGCCUUGGUCUUUUAUCAAAUUCUCUCCACUAAUUCUUGGGGCUUGAAGGGGUUAACACAUGUGCCCAAUAACUCGAUCGUCUAAACUGUGAAAAAGGUCUUAAUCAAAGCCAACUUGUUUCGUGCAACUGGAAACAUUAGUAACUUUUCCAAUGUCAUAUUUUUCAGGAGCACUGUUGAUGACAGUUCCUAGUGAGAAUAAAAGUUAUUUCCGAGUGUUGUAUUCGCCCGACGGAAGUCACGUUGCCUGUGGGAUGAGUAAGGCGGAAGUCAGAAUACUGGACAGUACCACUGGAGCACAGGUAGGGCGCUGCUGCAUCUGUUAGUCCGCGAAUAUUGCACUGGCCACCGCGGAGAGAAAACAAAGUUCGAAAACAAGUCGGAAACGUUGAGGAUAAUCUCAAGGCUAUUCCAGCGAUGCAAUAUCCACCUCUCUCCGCCGCUGAAUUCUGUUUAUGCAUUUAUAUGUAAUGUGUUUAUGUCUCUCUUUUGCCACCAUAUGCUCUAAAACUUGUACAUACGGAGUCGCACAAGGACAGUUAGUGGAAGUAGGUACGUCUUCAGACGUUCUAGAGUCACUCGAUGAAAACUCCCUUCUCUGAGACAGUGUCCGCCGACCGUCUCGAAAUUAGGCUAAGUAGAACAAGUAGCCUGUUCCCAGCUUUGUUCAGGGCGUUCAGAUAGUAGGGAGCGGCGAGAAGUAAAGGAAGCGAUGAAAAAUGGUGGACUUAGCGACAGCCGUGGAUGAACGUAUUUCCUUACUAUCGGAACGCCAGCAACAAGGUCUGGACGCCUGGAACGGGGUCUGGAAAGAGGAAAGAUAAGAAAUGGCUUUCGCUUUCCCUGUCGCUGAAAACACGCUUAACAGCCUACAACUACUGAAUAAAAGUUCAGUGCCGCGUUUGUAUGACGGUUUUUAAUGUUCCUUUUAGGUUAAAAGUAUGACCAAUACAAGCAAAGAGUUUAAGAACUCCGAAGUCGUUCACAUGGAUUUCUCUCCAGAUGGAAAAUAUCUUGCUGCAGGAUACGAGUAAGUGUAAUAACUAGUAAGCGUCUAAUAAGUGUAGCACAGCCUUACAAACAAGUGAUUUCCCGGCCGCGGUAGACGUUUGUAGCCUGGUGUGUUCGUUGUCCUAUCUUGAAUGACUCAUGAGAACUUUUUCCGUUCAAAUUUCAUUCUAUUGACAUCUAUAUGAACGCAUUCAGGCAAAUGAAAAAUUCUUUGAGAGGGACUCGCGGCCUGAAGUGAGGCAAAAUGGGCAUAAAACGCUACCGGUAGACAGCAAAGCACAACAGGUCCAUUUCUGUGAAAAACCCAGAAUUGAUGUUUUUGUGUGUGCGUUAUACCAUUCGGCUAUUUGAUCACUUUCACUCUGUAAGAAAUAUUUUGCUCACGUUUAUUGUUUCCUUCAAAUAUCUAGAAAUCGCCACAUUGUGAUCUGGGAUGUUGAAAACUGUGAGGUGGUCCAUUCAUUGGUAAACGAAGACAGUUCCUCUAAGUGGUAGGUCAGAAAAAUGGGCUAUGACAUGUUUCUUUACCAUGGUCAACUACGGUUGAUCCCUAAUUAUGUCAGAGCAGUUUGACCGUGGUCAGCCUUAGUUCAAUUUAACGUUCACGGUAGACCAUGGCUGGAAAUCUUAGCCUCGUACCCAGGCCAGUUCGCGCUAUCCGAGUUACCAGAGGAGGCUUGGAACCGAGCGCGAUUGCGAAUUUUUUGUUAGUGAAUUUUACCGACAAGCUUGACAGGUGACGUCACAUCCGAAAUCGCCGAGGACGACUGGAGACGAGGCUGUGGAAAUCUAUCUAUCCAAGGUCCUCUCGCCGGGGAACAAGACUGUAUGGUUUAAUUACUAGCUGUACGCUGAGUUUUAUUGGAUGCCAUGAAGAAAACAGUUAUUAAAAGAACUGGAAAGCCGUUGACUAUUGUUAGAUAAAUAAAGUUUCAAAAGAAACUGUAGUGCUACGCUGGUGAGGGAGUUAAACAUAAAAAAGGUUUUAUCUAAGCAGUCAAUGAAGAUGAAUUCCCACUGUAAAAAAUUAAAGAGCUUAGGUCAAGAACGAAUGAAGGGAUUGUAGGUUGUGUGUGGAUUUUAAUCAAACUUAGAGGUGGAGCUACAGAAUAUGUUAAAUCACACAAGCCUUUACACUCUUCCAAGUUCUCUAAAAGGAAUUGAAAAGCUUGAUCCAGGUGGGGUUGAUGAUUUUUUUAACCUUUUUGAUAGCCACGAAAGCAAGAUCACUUCACUUCGGUACACACCAAACGGACGUUACUUGUGGUCCGUAGAGGAGAAAGGAAUACACAAGACAUGGGACGCGCAGUCUAAUUACCAAUGUCUAGCUAAAGGAACUUGUUUAGCAAAAUGGUAAGUUGUUUGCACGUUAUCUGAGAAGGUUUGUUUGGUGAAUCCAAAAGCUCAAAAAUAGGCAUGUAAUAAGUGUAUAGAAACUGGCUCGUAACAAGUGCAUGGACCUAUAACGCGUUUUUGUCCCGGAAGGACUACUGAACAAAGGUUUAUACGGGGAGGCUCCGCCCCGACGUCCAUCCCUUUACCCCCUUAUAUCGUACUAUUUUUGACAGAAAGGGCACAUACCUAAUUCAGAAAUUUCUAUCCCUUUUAACUGCUGUAAAUGUACUGUCCUUAAAAUAUGAAUAAAUCAUUAAACCACAAAACCAGAACGUUUUCUCGACUUAGUGACAGCCAUAAAAGGCAUCUGUCAGCCCUUUUUGGCCUUUUCACAGACCUAAAUGACAGAUUUCCUACCCUUUCGUAUACUUCAACAAGUAAAAUCCCCCACCUUUUCAUAAACCUGAAGCCUGAAAACGGUAACCCUUCCGGGCGGAGCCUUCCCCUGUGGACCAUUAUAGGGACAACUCCCCGGGGGGUUGUGAAAAAAAAAGCUAUCAAGGCUUCUAGGCAGAAUUGAUGUUAUGUCCUUUAAUGCCAUGAUCAGAUGUCUCUAAAGGUGGCCACAGACAGGGUUUUAUUUCGUCCGGCUCAGCAGUACUUUUGCCUCCUGAUUGGAACUUAGAACACCAUUUAGGUUUGAGGUCGUUCUUAGCCCUUUUCGAUUAUUUCUUUAUUAUUAUUUUUUGAUUACUUACAUGACUUGAUUCAUACAGGUAUGAUGACGACGAAGGAGAUAAAUUAGAAGGAGAGAUUCCUGGGGGAAUAUUUACAGGGCAUUAUGAAAUGGAAUUUCCAGAAGGUAGCCCCAAAUUCAAUAAUGUAAUGACGUAAAAUAGGAAAUUAGUUAAGAAUCUUGCUGUGUAUAUCUUGUUGCAGCAGUUGAGGAUUAGCCAAGUUUACCAUGAAUACCCUGGUUAACCACGCUUUUUGCAUGUAUGGUAAAGCCUGGUAAGCCUGUUUUGACAACCAGAAAGGUUGGGAUGGUUGAACCAGGCUUGAACCCUGGUAAACCUUGGUUUAACCAGGCUUUUGAUUCACGGGAAUGUGCUAGGCUAAGUAACCCUAAACUCUAGGUGACACAUAUAAAAAGUGUGAUGAACUGCAACGCGUUCCUAAACUUAGAUAUGUAAAAUUUCCGACUAAAGUCAAUUUGGAAGCUUUGCAUGGUUGUGAAGUACCCAGACUAUUACACGUUCUUGUCAUAAGUUUAUACUUUCCCCCUUUUUUCCUUUUCGCUAACGCGGUUGAACCAGGAUAUCGGGACAGAAAUAUUUGAUCACUCAAAUGUGGUAAAGCUCCGGCCAGGCAGCUAUCCCUUCUUGAGUUGUGCCAAUCGAUCCAGGUUUUACAAGAGUUCAAACAGAGUCAUACAAUUUCUUGCAUUCGUCUUCACAGUUUUCAUUUUGUUUUCUUUAAAUUAUUUGCCUCUUUUUGAUGUUUAAAGUACAGUGUAAGAUUUGAUCAAUUCUUGUCUCCAGGUAACAGCGGAGAUGCCAGUUUUCCCAUACGAUUUUGGGACGAUGGAACCCUCAGCGGUGAAGGUUCAGAUAAAGAUGGCGACUAUACUAUAAAGGGUAGGUUAAAAUGGCAUCAUGAUCGAAAAAUGUAUUGGAACUUACUUGAGACGCUGUUUCUUGAUCUGAGCACAAUGAAUCACAAGUUUUUGUCUUAUAGAGAGUUCUCAAAUGACGUCACGUUGUUUUGGUGUCCCAACACGAUGAAACGGCGGCCAUGUUGGUGUCCCAAACCAAUUCUGUGGGAGUUGAAACUUUUCUUAUGUAAAAAACUUUCUUUUGUUCUAAUAAAUUUACAAAACUGAUGGUCAGGUGAGCAAAACCGCUCUGUAGCCUUAUUCAUCCUGGAUUAGUCCUGAGAAAUGAUCUUUUUAACAAAAAGAAAAUAAUUUUCUACCCUCUAAACUCUUUUUUGGACUUUUUGACGUCAUUUCUAUGGUCUACUAAGUAUUUAUUUAAAAAAGACAAACAUUUUGCAUGGUCUUUACCCUAUAGACCACAGAAAUGAUGACAAAUGAAAAUGUUCAUAACUCAAGUUCGGCUCUUGUUUCCACCGCAAAGUUUUGGACAGUUUUGCUUCCACUUCUUUCUAAGGAGCCAAGACAAUUUUUAUUGUGAUCGUUGGAGGUAAAACCAAAGUAUUUAAAAAUCGAUAAGUUUGGACUGCCUUAAAAGCCGCCUCCUAAUUGAGACUGAGUCUCUACAAGACUGUAGGUACUUCCUUUCUAUUUGUAGGCACUUACGAUUUAGCCAGUGGUACGAUGAAGCUUGUUCAGGAGCAGUACAUUGCUUCAGCAGAGUAUGACUUGCAGUUCGAGUUUACUCCAAACACUGAAGCUGCUGACGGAACAUGUAAGCAAAGGAUUAACUGAAACCAAUAUAUUUCCUUUUCUUUUGGGAGCAAAAACACCCGAGGGGUUGGCACUAGUGUUGAUAUAUGUUAGGUGUGCACCGCGAGGAUUCUUAAAGGGGCUCUGUCACGACUCUCUAGUUCGUAAUGGUAACAGGACUGAGUGGAGUGUAAUUCGGCCUGCUACGUGAGAAAUUUCUGCUAUUUGAUUGGCUUAGAGCAGUGGUAUUUCAGCGUAAUUUGAAAUACCUACAUGUGAAAAUAACAAACUUUUUGAGGGUAGUAGUAAAAACAAAUAAUAGCAUUAUUUGUAUGUGAUAUUUGGCAUACAUACUCCUCGUGAUAUUUCAAAAUUGGCUCAAAUUUAUGUAUAACAAUUUCGAAAUAUCACUCUUGAUAUUUAUGCCAAAUAUCACUACAAAUCAUGCUAUUACCUAUACUAAUUAUACGAGUGAUUAACAAUUUGAGCUAAUUUGUUUUGCGUUUUGUUUAAUCACGAGUGUGAUUACAGACCGAAUUGGACGACACGAAGUUCUGUUACCAAUUAAUCAUAACUAUAACAAAAUUUGUGANUCAUGAUCGAAAAAUGUAUUGGAACUUACUUGAGACGCUGUUUCUUGAUCUGAGCACAAUGAAUCACAAGUUUUUGUCUUAUAGAGAGUUCUCAAAUGACGUCACGUUGUUUUGGUGUCCCAACACGAUGAAACGGCGGCCAUGUUGGUGUCCCAAACCAAUUCUGUGGGAGUUGAAACUUUUCUUAUGUAAAAAACUUUCUUUUGUUCUAAUAAAUUUACAAAACUGAUGGUCAGGUGAGCAAAACCGCUCUGUAGCCUUAUUCAUCCUGGAUUAGUCCUGAGAAAUGAUCUUUUUAACAAAAAGAAAAUAAUUUUCUACCCUCUAAACUCUUUUUUGGACUUUUUGACGUCAUUUCUAUGGUCUACUAAGUAUUUAUUUAAAAAAGACAAACAUUUUGCAUGGUCUUUACCCUAUAGACCACAGAAAUGAUGACAAAUGAAAAUGUUCAUAACUCAAGUUCGGCUCUUGUUUCCACCGCAAAGUUUUGGACAGUUUUGCUUCCACUUCUUUCUAAGGAGCCAAGACAAUUUUUAUUGUGAUCGUUGGAGGUAAAACCAAAGUAUUUAAAAAUCGAUAAGUUUGGACUGCCUUAAAAGCCGCCUCCUAAUUGAGACUGAGUCUCUACAAGACUGUAGGUACUUCCUUUCUAUUUGUAGGCACUUACGAUUUAGCCAGUGGUACGAUGAAGCUUGUUCAGGAGCAGUACAUUGCUUCAGCAGAGUAUGACUUGCAGUUCGAGUUUACUCCAAACACUGAAGCUGCUGACGGAACAUGUAAGCAAAGGAUUAACUGAAACCAAUAUAUUUCCUUUUCUUUUGGGAGCAAAAACACCCGAGGGGUUGGCACUAGUGUUGAUAUAUGUUAGGUGUGCACCGCGAGGAUUCUUAAAGGGGCUCUGUCACGACUCUCUAGUUCGUAAUGGUAACAGGACUGAGUGGAGUGUAAUUCGGCCUGCUACGUGAGAAAUUUCUGCUAUUUGAUUGGCUUAGAGCAGUGGUAUUUCAGCGUAAUUUGAAAUACCUACAUGUGAAAAUAACAAACUUUUUGAGGGUAGUAGUAAAAACAAAUAAUAGCAUUAUUUGUAUGUGAUAUUUGGCAUACAUACUCCUCGUGAUAUUUCAAAAUUGGCUCAAAUUUAUGUAUAACAAUUUCGAAAUAUCACUCUUGAUAUUUAUGCCAAAUAUCACUACAAAUCAUGCUAUUACCUAUACUAAUUAUACGAGUGAUUAACAAUUUGAGCUAAUUUGUUUUGCGUUUUGUUUAAUCACGAGUGUGAUUACAGACCGAAUUGGACGACACGAAGUUCUGUUACCAAUUAAUCAUAACUAUAACAAAAUUUGUGAUAUUAUAGGUAUUUUUAAAUUAAAACAAAAAAUUCCGAGAGUUUUUGCUGGCAGAGAAAAAAGCCAUUUGAGUGCGCACGUGCGAUGGUGCGUACUGUCCAAUCACCUAGGCAUGACGCGGACUGUCCUAUUUCACUGUCCUAUUAAGGUGAUGUUAGACGAGACGAUUCGCAACGACCAUUUUUAGCGCAGCAAAGCGUUGCAUCAUUGUUGCGACAUUGUUUCCAAUGGCUGCAAUGGUGGCGAAUCGCCCCGUGUAAAUUCAUCCGUAUUGCUGAAAUCAGGACAGUUGAUAGCCAAUCAGAUUUGAGAGUUUUGCUAUAGUUAUGAUUAAAUUUGUUAUUAAUGCCAAUUGCACGUCUUUAUUCGCUAUGGAACUUGAGAAAUUACUUGUGAAUGGCAAAAUUAGAGCUUUGCGUCAAACAAAGUAUCCCCAAAGGUUUGAAUCCUAUUACUUUAUUUUUCACAGGCUUCUUUUCGCUGUUGGGUGAUUUGCUCAUAUAACUGCGAUGAUCACUGAUCUGUUCAGUGACCCAUCUGUUCUAUUAAAUAAAGACUUUUUUGCAAUCUAAUUACAAAUAUUGACAAAUAGAGGAGCGAUUAGGCGAACUGUUAUUAUUCUCCGUUUCUUUUUGGAUAUCAGGCCACAUAUGGGGAAAAUAUGUGAUUCCUACGUGGGCAGGAACGUAUAAAGGAACAAUUGACAUGACGCUAACGGAACCAUACCCGUAAGUACAACAAAUCUGUACUUCUUCACUCAGUUUUUCUUUCUAAAACAGUUUGUGGCUAGAUAACCAUUACUUAAUUUCUGUUAUAUUGUUACGGGUUUCUCAAAUUCGACCAACCUGUUUCUCAAUAUCCCGUGCCGUGACCCUUUUCUAAAUAACCCGUUGGCCGUUUCUCAAUUUCCGGUUAUGCCGUUACUCGUUCCUAACCACCCGGUUCUAAUAUCCGUAUUUCGUCACAUGUAAGGUAAUCCAAGAUAUAGCCUGUGUACAGCUCCCCCCCUCCCCCCUCCUCCUCCUCCCCUCAGGAAAAAUCGGAGAUAUUCGGAGAUUUUUUUCCUAAGGGGAGGAGGCGGAGAUUUUCUAUACACAGGCUAUCCAAGAUAGUCUUGGGUUGUGGAUUUCAGUUACUGAAUUCCGGAUUCUUUUUCAGUGGAACUUGGAUUCUAGUUUCCAAUCGUUAGAGGUAUUCUGGAUUCCUUGAACUGAACUCCCAGGGUUCCGGACUCCACAAGCAAAAAUUUGCCGAAUUUCGGAAUCUGAAUUAGCGCCAUUUAGUAUUGUCUAAUUCCUUUACAGGGAAGAUCCAAAAGAAGAAGGAAAUCUCAACAGAGCCAGGAGUGGUGAUGUGUCAGGGGAUUCUCGUCUUGCAGUAACGGCCAAUGAUGACUGUACUCUAAAAAUAUACAGUCUUCAGGGUAAGAACACCGCAGUUCUUUGGAGAUAGGAGCCCCGUUCUUCGUGUUCACUGCGUUAGACAUUAACUUUACAUGGAGGUGACACUAAAGCCAUGGAGAUUGCCGCGUUGGAAUUUUCGCACGACGGAAGCAAACUAGCUGCUGUCAUAGAUAAUUGCGACUAUGUCCAAGUAUUAGAAACAGAGAGUGGAAAACUUCUAACCAGCAUAAAGGUUUGUUAUAAAAGUGAUCGAACAGAAAACAAUGAACAAAAAGACAAAGGAAAUCUACCAUUGAUGCAAUUUUGCAAAUUUAUAAUUUUUAAAUCGUAAAUUUCUUGAAGAGUUUUUGCGCAUUUGAUAAACUACAUAAAACACUCGACAAAGUGUUUGAUCUUAGAUCCAGCUACAGUCGAACCUUCUUUAUUCGGGCAACAGAAAACCAGAGCCACUUGCUUACAUUAUUGAGGUGACCGUAUUUUAUGAGGUAGGAAAUAUAUGAAGUGUGACAUCUUCGGGACAAACAGAAGUGUCUGUUUAGAGAGGUGUUUGUCAUAAGACGACUGUGCUUCGAAGUUGGUUUAAAAAUAAUAGCCUGUGCCUCUUUUUUUUUUACGUACGUAUCGCUGUUUGGGAAUUGAAUGACGCCCUUUGUCUCGUAGUACACAAGUUUCGGGCAACCUCCUUCCAGGCUAGUAGGAGAGAGCCCUGGGAACAAGGAUGAAGUUUCGGGCCGACCUCAAUCGAAAAUGAUAAUUUAAACAACUUUGGCUUAAGUAAGAAACAAUCGACUUAUUUUUCAUUUCUUUUCUCUCCUCUUAGUUCUACACAAGUAGAGAUAAUUGUUGCUUUUCGCCCGACGAUUCACAACUGCUAGUCUCUAAGGGAAGAAAUCUGGUCGUGUUCAAUGUUGAGAACGGCAAAGAAGUCGACAGAUUCAAGAAUAUUUAUGGCUAUGAGACCGGUAGGGCCUGCUUCAGUCCACAAGGUAAGGCUGCUACCUCGUACCCUAACCCUCUCGUUUUUCUCCUCCCCAUAGUUCCUUGCACUUCACCACCAGUCAACCGCGUGUAACUCGCGUUUCGCCCGCGCGUCUGUGCGAGAAAUGAAACGCCUGAGGUCGAGGAGGCAGAUAAGGCUCCGAUUAUUUAACAUGGCAACUAAUCAAUGAGAAAGGAGUUCCUGAGUUCCUUAUUUUUCCCAAACACUCUCUUUAAGCAGACGUGAGUUCGCCAUUGCAUCACUAUUGCAGAAUAUGUUUGCUUUAAAUUAUGCAUGUAAUAGAGGGAGCACUCACUGCGGACCUUUUUUCACCCAGGACAACUGGCAGUACAGGGUUUAGACCAGAGGUAUGCACGGAGUAAAAUCAAGAUCUUUACUUAUCCAGAUAAGCAGCUUGUUCAACAGUUUGAUGAUCUGAGUGACAAUAACACCUUUAUUCCCUGCGUGAGUAAUCUUCCUUAUAUCUUAUCUUUCCUUCUUUAAUACAUGCGCAAUAAGUAAAGAAUGAAAUUUUUAUCGUUUUGAUAUAAGGCAUAAGAGUUACUUUGAUUACUGAAAAAAAUUCCCGUAUGCUGAUUCUGAGUUUAGGAUUUGAAUAGACAAUGACACCUUUAUUUGAAGAAAAAAAGACAAUGUUUUAGUUCUUCCAAUUUUUUAGGUCUUUCUUGUACUUAAGUUGGGAAUGCAAACUUUCCAUGAAGGAUCAAGUUCACUUUUUACAAUAACUGAGGAAGUUCCCUUGUGCUUAUUGAUUGAAAGCUUUUUCUUUUGUUUCACUUCUCAGGUGUUCUUUUCGAAAGAUGGCUUCAAGCUUUAUUCCGUUGGCAGCGAAAAGCAAAACAAUUUCAUUGUAGUUCUCUGCAUGAAAACCGGUAGCGUUCUACAGACUAUCAAACCUCCAACAGGGUUUGGUCGCUUCUGUCUUGAUGUAAGCGGCACCAAAUGCAUCAUUGGUAAGCCUCUUGAUUUAGAAGAACAUUCAAACCCCUCAACACUACAACGGGCAUCCUCUGACAGAUAGUUUUUAUGGUUGUCAGAGAAUGCUGACCUUUCAGGAUGUUUCAACAUUAUUUUAGAAUUUUUUCCUCUUCGCUUUGAGCUUGAGGAUCAGUUUAGCGUAUUUAGCGUUUUUUUUUUGAGUUUCAACAACAGCAUCUGAGGGAAUAGGCCAUUUUCAUGAUGACGUCAUUUUACUACCACGACCAGAAUCCUUCAGGGCUUUGCUUUCUUGUACAAAUUAAGACUUUUGUUAUUCAAACCUCGCUAGGAUUACCAAAUUUGAAUAUGAAAGGAAAAACGAAAAGGAUUCUGGUCGUAGUAAUAAAAUGAAGCCAUCAUGCAAAUGGCUUAUAGGUGCGAUUACCAAGCGCUGCCUGAGAAUUGCACUUCCACUUCUCCCCCCAAAGUAAGGACUCUGGUUAUUGAACGACUGGAAUUUAAUGGAGUAUAUUGGACAUUUUUGCCGAAGGUACGAGAGGAUCGAAGACCGAACUCUAGAAAACGGCGGAGAUCGAGCCAAGCCAGGGAAGUGAUGAAAAGACAAAAAAGGCCUGACCAUUUUGAAUUGGGGGUCGUCAGUGAAACUUAACCUCCAAGUGUUCAUAAUUACAAAACGUUAGUCACGUUAUUAUUUAUGAAUUUAUUUCAGGGUCCUGGGAUGGAAAUGUUUCUGUCUUUGAGCUGGAAACCGGAAAGAACCUGCUAGAAAUAAAGCCCCAAAGCUGGAGAAUUAACGGUAAGAAAACAGCAAGCCAGUUAUACUUCAGCAAACUGACGCACCGGGAACAGUUGCUGUUCUAGAAACGUUGAUUAUUUUUUACGCUGAAUAACAAAGAACACUGCCAGACCCACCUGAAAAGGAAGGAUUGGAAGAAAUGGGGAACGCCAAGUAUGCUGCUAGCCAUUUUCUUUGCCAUUUUGCGUUGAAAAAGGGAGAGAGUAAGCGACUAGAAGAAAUAUCUGAAAUUCAGGCCAUUCGGUUGUGACUUGGAGUCAACCACCUUAAUUUGUGAAACAAUUUUAUUUAGUGCGUGCCCAUGCCUUAAGCGUUUUUUCAAGGCUAAUAACUGCUUUUGAGGAUAAACGACCAUCGUGAAAUCAUGCGAGAGACUGAACUGGUGUUGUAUCGCAUUGCACUAUGAAAAAAGUAUUCUUUUUCCUUUGAAACAGCGGUUUGGGGUGAAAUUUUAAUUACCCCAGUUUCCCGCGCGGUCUUGAAAAUAGUAGAAGCGAUAAAGCGAUAGGCAAUAGGCAGCUGAAUAGGAGAAGCGUUGGAGCUCUCUACGAUUAUCCUACAUUUCAGUUUGAUACAAGACCAACCCAGUUUCGCGUGCAUCUACCUCUAUUGUAAUUUCAUAGUUAAAAUGGGUAAUAUCUUUUUCUGAAAACAUGUGAACAUAAGGAUGACCUACUCUCUUUACAAUUACUAACGUAAUUUUUCCUUUGUUUGUCAUUCAAGGUAUCAGUAGUUUUCAAAUAGAUGGCCAGGAUUUCGUAAUCAGUGGUUGCGAGGAUCGAAGUUUCAAAAUCCUGGACAUGAAGACCGGUAUGUCCUUUCUUUCGCAAUUUUUGUAAACGGUUAUAUGAUAAUGGACCGUCAAAUAUCACUGUGCAGGGAUUAAUAAGGACUGUGUCGCGCGCGAAUAGUCAGCGUGUCGUAAUUGUUGCUGUCGACGAGUACUAACAUUUUAACAAUUUUACUUAUUAAGAUUUUUGUCACAAGGACGAGAACAGGCCUCUACAUAAUAGGCUCUUCCAAGACCAGUUAACGAAUAUCCAUUGACACCGCUGGAAAGAACGCCUUAAAAUUAGGAAACUUACCAAAUUUGAUAGUGACACGUUAAUAGCGAGCGACGAUAUUGCUCCACGAAGUCGCGAAAUUUUACAGACGCUUGUAUGGUGGGGGCACGAACUUGCCCUGCCCCUCCCCCCCCCUCCCCCACUACCACCAUGCAAGCGUGUAUAAAAUUAGGUGACUUUGCGGAGAUGUAUUUUCGUUAGUUUUUAACGAAUCAUGUUUAAACUUAGUAUCUUUACUAAUUUAUUGUGGCGUUCUUUUUAGCCAUGUUGACAGAUUUUCACUAACUGCUCCCAGUCAAAAGUUGGAAAAACCGUGAAAGGGUCUCGAUUUGGCAAUGAUAGGUGUUGCUUGGCAAAAUCUAAAAGAAGUUUAAAAGCGUUCAGCUUACAAAUUCAAAUCGUGUUAAAAUCUAUCUGUUACAUUUGAAUUUGUUCGGACUUUGGCAGAAAAAAAAAAAAGUUUUGUGAUUACGCUUAUGUUAAGGCUAAUCGUGGAAACAAAAUUGGUUCACAACGUUGAAAAGCAUGCAUUUGUUUGAAAUAUACAGGGUUACAGUUACCGCACAUAACGAGCCCUCGAGACGUUUCAGCGGCUGCAGCAACGACAAUACCAGGCACCGAUAGGACGUAUGUGGCCCUUGGGGACCAGGGAUCGUUUGUUCGAAUUCUACGAUGGAUGUGAAUGUUGCGUUUGUGUGAUGCAACAUCAUUUACAAGAUCGACCUUGUAAUCUGCCUGUUUGGACACUGAAUGACGUGCAUACACAAAGCAUCAUCUGGAAAAGAUUCAUUCUAUCUGGAACCAAAGUCAAGGUUGGCCCUAACAAACUAUGACAAAGAGUCUUCAUCGAUCAUUUCUUCCCUCGGGUACAUAGCUUGCCAAAAUGCACUGGAAAUCGUUCAGAGGAUAUACUUUACACAGAGAGAAAGAAAACCUGGAAAGUUUCAAGGAUUUUGGUAUAAACAUGAUAUAAACACUUGCCCUCGCCGACAUGCUCCCAAGUCAAUCACCUUGAAACUCCGUCCUUCUACUUUUGGUAGCAAAAUGUAAAUUUCCCAGAAACCGUUUUGGUCGUUAGCCAUACAAUGAGGUAUCUCAAAUAUAGGUGAGAAUUUCUGGCGAUUCAAGUUUAAAAGCAAUGUCACAAAAAGGAUAAAAGUCAGGACGCUUCAAAUAUAUAUAUAUUUUUGCGGACCAAAAAACUCCUCUGAGAUUGAACGUAAAUUAUGGUUGAUAUCAAACUUAACUUUUCAUCCAUGUCACUCGCAGCACUUAAAUUCAAUCCAUUCAUUGUCAUUAAUAAAUACUAGGUCGAACCAAUAGUGUGUCGGAUAAAUCGGUCAGUUAAGGAACACUCUAAAAUUGAAGUGGUAAAAGCCAUCAUUCAUAACUUUUGGAGAGCCUUUCCCUGCCCCCAGUGGAGCAUUGCUGAAUAACACGUCAUUUUAAGGUCAUUCCUCUGAAAUGGGAGCUACACUGAGUUUUUUUUAAACUUGCCUUAUGUGAAAUUCAAAACAUGUAGAGAUAGUAGAGAUAUGAUAGGUGCAAAUACCCACCUCCCUCUAAGAGUAUUUGCACCAUUUUUAGACCGACGUCUUUCUUAUGGGAACCUUUUAUUUGAAAGGUUCAGCCUGAAAUUUUUUAAAAUAGUAAAAAUAUGUUGAGAAAAUACCCGAGGUUCUAAGAGGAGGAAUAUUUAUUUUUAAAUGCUUUUUCUUUCCUAAAUCCAAAUUUGAAUUACAAAAUGUUCUACAUGGAAUCAGAGUAAAUGUAAAAUUUCGUUCCUUCAACGCAUUUCCAUUGUGAUCUAUUGUCAUCUAAAAUGGAUUCGUACUAAUUCAUUUAUGUGCAAACGAUAAUCAUUGUCUUAUCUUGUCUAUGUGUAGCUCAAAAGUUAUCGGAUUUCUGUUAUUGAAAUUUAAGAACAUUUGUAAGAACAUUUCCUUGCUGAAACUGCCCAGAAAAUAAGAACGGUCCAGUCUCAACUCGAAAAAUGGACGUUCUUAUGAAAAAUAGAGUGUAUAGUUUAAUUCUCAAUUUGUAAAACCAAAAUAUAGUCGUUUCCUUUUUUCUAUUAGAGUUGUAGCCAUAGUUACCAAACCCAAAGAAAAAAACAGUUUUUCAGAUUUUCAUCGAUGUUUUAAAAACAUUACAAAUCAAACAAGAAUUUUCAGAUCUUGGAUCUAAAUUAAAGAGAGCACAAAUUAUGACUAAAAAUGUAACCAUGUUCUACCUUGAACUUUUCAUUCAAGUGACCCCAGCGCUCAUGACAAUGCUAGUUUCGUUCGAAAGCAUUCACUUGUGUCUAACAAUCCGCUCCAGACUUCGACAGUCCGAUCCCAUCCGGUCCGAUCCAGUUUUUGUCAACUGCCCAAUAACACCUCACCGAACAACGAACAAAAGGCAAUAAAUUGAGCUCAAGUUACAAAGGUAAAGCAACAAUAAGCCCAAGUUGAGGAAAGUGGAGUUUGUUUGUACAUUUAUGCCUUUAUUUUAGCGUUUAGACAAGUGUGGUGAAUUUCCUAUGGCAAGGCCUAUAAAUAGCUAGUUAUACAAAUUAAACCAUGAGGAAAUAAAUGAGAGCACACACGUCGCACUAGUAUUAUUCAGGUCUUGGUGUUAUAAUAAUUUUAUGUGGUUCAGGUAGUUGAGUGGCAGUUACGUUGCAAAACUAGGCGAAAGCAAGGAAAGGCCGAUCUUUCGCGAAAAGACUUUACUAAAACCACCAAUGUUGGUUUCUAGUGUAACAAGAGGAAAUUCACUGUGUCAAGCGGCUUUUCGGCCUGUCAAACCAAAUUGGCAGGAAAGUUGAACUGGGAAAACAACGGAACUAAAGCUCUUCGCGAAGGCGCUAGAAUUAGCAAAUAGUGAUCUGCUAAUGAAAGUUAUUGUCGGGGGAAACUGCAAUUCGGUAGAGCAACUGGCUCGCUGCUGCACUCGUUACUACUGCCAGAGGUACAGGGUCUAAUUUCCACGUCCCAAGGUACGAAGGUUGGACAAGAACUGAGAAUUUUCUGUAAUGCUGCAACUGCUUUAUUGUAGAGUAAACCUCGUAGAUAGUACUUCACACAUAAUCGCAGGUAAUCGUGCGGGUAAUCGCAGGCUAGGUAAUCGAAUUUACAACAGUUUAAGCACUACUUUUACACAGUCUACUGUAAACACAGGUGUUCGAUUAACACAAAGGAACAAAAAACCUAUUAAAAAAAUCAACACUUUACAAUUCGAUUGGCUACAAUACUUUUCCUUUAUGGCGAAAAUACAAUACUUCCUAUUUCGGUUCCAGGACUUUUAGAAAAACACAUGUUGUAAAUCAAGCUGAAUGAAUAGAGCACAACAGUUGGCCUUGGAAAUGUAAAAUAGUUCUUGUCUAACAAAGAGACACGUACAGAAGUACACGUGUUCUAUUGAAAUUACAGAUGUUCCAAUAAUUUUACACAUGUCACUGCCUGCUAUUUUGCAUUUGAAUCAUACACAUAUUUCAGCUGCGGAGUUUCGAAAGACACAAAAGAGCCAAAACUAGAUUUGUUGAGUAGAGCAGAAUUGCUACAUUAACGUUCUGCUGAAACUGAGUUCGGUUCUAAAGAUAACAUUGGAAUAUCAGCUGUGAUACUAGGGUUUCUAGCUUCCGCUACGAAGCGUAAACCACAGCAAACAAGGGGGGACAAAGAACGUAACUACUUUAACAUUCUUUGCACGAAUUUCAAGUGUAAGAUUUGCACACCCAAGCGGAGAUUCACUCUACUGCUGAAAAAGGAGACUUAAAAAUACAGUAAAACGCUGCGAAGAAGAACCUAGCAUUUAAGAACCUCUUGGCAGAAAUUUGUCAUUUUAAUACUCCAAAAUAUAAGAACCAGUUUAGCCAAGAAAAAUCAACAUGUUCUUAUAUGUGGGUUAGACUACAUUUUCAUAAACAUUUUGACCGAAAGUCUGGCUUUAAUAUGGGAAAUUUAUAUUACAUUAUAUAAUAAAUGUAUAAUUUAUAGUUGGUAACAACUUUUGACGUAUAGAAGAUCGACAAUUGGAUCAAAACAAUCUAAAAACCAUUUAUUUACGGAUAAUACUUCCUGUUUAUGGUAAAUAUCGUUAAAGAACAUUAGUUGUUGUCAUAGCUUCUUCAAAAAAAUUAAGAACCUAAUUAAGAACCUAUUUAGCCUAAACUUCCAAUAAGUAAUCCAAACUAUGAGAAUCUAUUUUGCCAAACUUGAAAAAUUCUAGGUUCUUCUUCGCGGCGUUUUACUGUAGUAAAACUAGACCGCCGGAAGCCGAAAGGGAAACCAAACAUGACUCAGACUUAAUUUAAAACUGUUUCCGUGAAUAAAAAUUAUUAGAUGACUGUCUGAAAUUAAUUCUGCCGGAUCAAAUAUAAGUUAAAUGCUCACAAAAGAGUUACAAAAGCUAGAUUUAAGAACUAAAACAAUUCCAAACUUUCCAAAGGUUAAAAAGAAUCUCGAACUUUUACCAAUUUUUGUUGGUUUUGGAACCGGCAAUGGAUCCGGACGCCAUGCCAGCGCCGGCAGCUGGGGACCCUGCCACUGAACCAAGUAGUGCAGCAGCAACGGGAGCUGCCUUUUUGCCGAACUCUUCGACAGCUUUAAUAGCCUGUUGUGAAUAACGGCGACCGGUCUUGAGGUAAGUGGCAAACGACUCGCAGUUGUUCGUGAUUAUGUGAUAGCCUGACCAAGAACUUUGUUGUUUGACAGCAUCUUCCGCUCUCUUCAUCACUUCAUCAACAGGUAGGCACCGUUCACCAUAUUCGUAAACAACACGGUAAAGUUUUGUAUGCCCUGCGUAAAACUGUGUGAAAUCGCGUCUCUGGGGUCUGGCGUUUGCUUUGCUUUCUCCAGAAACGUCGUAGACGGCCAAAUUUUCUUUGUCGAAAAUGCCAUGGUGAAAGUAUAUGUUGUCUGUGUGCAUUGUAAACGGAACCAGAAGCGGGUGAAGGUCAGCAACGUUUCCGCAUAUGGCAAUUUGAUCGCCAGUAUUCAAAUCGUUCAAUUGGACUUCUUCAUACCGCAUAUUUUCUCACUUCGUUAGGAUCAGUGUGAUAAACUCAAGCUUGUGUAAAAUUUGUCAUUUAAAAUCGCUAUAGACAAGCCUCGAUGUAGUAGCCACCCCCAGCAGACGUUCGUAAAAGGGUUUGUUACAUGUUCCUGUCUUACUCAAAUAUCAGUUGGAGAGCACGUGCAAAUUAUCGCAGAGCCAAUUGGCGCUAAGUUAUUGUUUAGUAAAAAGCGAAUCAUAAGGUGUUUUAGAACAGGCCAUCUGGUGGGGAUCAAAUUUCCUGCGAGUUUAUUCUGCCGCUAAAUAUUUUCAUGUAUGCAAAGUUAUUCCAAAUCCUAGCCUGCAGUGCAGGCUUAUUUUGGGCGGGCGAAAGCACAGGUAACCCAGGCUCUGUGAUAGUACCAAAGUACGGUUCCAGUAAAAUUACAGUGUUUGUAUGGGGUAAAAAUACGAUCCUAAACUUUCUAGGAAAUACUAACAGCCAUUACAGGGAGGCCAAUUAUCUCCGGCUGCGAUGGUCCAACAGAAAGAAUUUCCUCUUUUGAUGAUACAUUACUGCAACCAAUACCAAAAACACAGAAGUCAUACCUUAAAGACUCCACCGACCUUAUAAAUUUUAUUGAAAACACAAAGGCGAAAAAACGAACAUUUCUUGUUUCGAUGAACGUCACAAGUCGUUACACAAAUAUACCACAGAACGAGGACAUUGAAAUUGUCUGUAAAGCAUAUGAAAACUUCUACAAAGACAACCGUCCUAUUACUACACAUUACCUGCGGGAAAUGCUUAGACUAAUCCUCAAAGAAAAUUCUUUCCAGUCCAAUGGAAAACACUACCUCCAAACCCAUGGUACUGUAAUGGGCACAAAGACAGCAGUUUCUUUUGCCAAUAUUUUCAUGGCACAUAUUGAAACAACAAUUUUAAGCCGAACAGUUUUUAAACGUACAGUUUGGAAACGCUGCAUUGACGAUAUCUUUUCCCUGUGGGACAUAAGUAAACCAGACAUCGGACAACAUCACCGGCCAACUAUCAAAUUCACGGCCGAAAUAUCUGACAUUGAGACUAUGUUUUUAGACACGGUUGUACACAAAGGCACAAGAUUCGAAGAACAAUCUAGAGGAAAAAGAAAUAUUGCCUUUCGUGACACAGUACCUGCCCUCAGUGUCUACUUUAAAAGAAGUUUUAAUGAAAAAAUGGAAUCUUAUACAAAACCAACCGUUACUUCGCCAAAUUUUUAAAAAACCACCUAUCACUUUCUACAAGAAAGGAAAAUUCCUAAAGGACAUGCUCGUUAGAGCUAAAAUAUAAAAGGUUUACACAAGGUUUCACGCUGGUAUAGAUGUGCGGCCUGUCACCCCAUGCAUUUUCUCAUGCGUCAGGUAUUUUGACUCCACUACACAACAUCAACAGACAAAACGUAAUGGCAAAUAAGUUUAUUUUGGGACGGUUUGGCGAGAACCAACCCUACAAAGUACUUAUGUAAAUACAAUAAUAGGUGAUUACUGGUGAAUACCUAAUGUACAACACUCGUAAACUAGCUUUCACAAAAAGAAAAAACUCGUGCUACAAAUGGUCGCUCUUGACCUGAAUCACCCAGUUAAGCACGCAGGCUUAGUGCCAGUUAGGCUGCCAGUUAUUCUGGGGAAACUAAUUAAUAAAACAAUGACAACAUAUAGCUGGCACAGGGAACACUGUAGGAGCACAGGGGCUAAGCAAAAAGAAAAACUGCUAUAACUGGUCGAUCUCGACCUAAAUCCCCCGAAAUAAGCACGCAGGCUUAGUGCCAGUUAGGCUGGGGAAACUAAUAAAUAAAACUCUGACAACGCAUAACUGGCACAGGGAACACGGCAGGAGCACAGAGGCUAAGCAAAAGAGAGAUUUGCUACAACUGGUCGAUCUCGACCUGAGUCCCCCAAAGAAGCACGCAGGCUUAGUGCCAGUUAGGCUGCCAGUUAGGCUGGGGAAAUUUAAUAAAACUCUGAACAACGGAUAACUGCUGGGACCGGGAACACUUCAGGAGCACAGAGGCUGAGUGCCAGGAAAACUGGGAAUUAUCUCCACUAAUGUACCCAACAAGGCACGUAGCCCAAUGACCAGUAAGGCUGCCAUAAAAGGCUAGGGCAGGACAUUGAAAGUAAACAAAUGGAUAACGACCCUGGCUAGAAGUCUGUAACAUUGCCUGCAACCUAACUGCAUCAAACGAGACUUAUGUCGCCUCCUAAAGAGCGGUUCCUGGACAGCUGACCUAGACAUACAUAGAAACUAAAUAUAUCAAGUAAAGGAGCAGGUGCAAAACUGAGAUAACUGUACAAGUACAUAAAAUAAGAAACGGGAAAAAACUGAAAACUAGCAGAGCUGAGCUACCGCUUACAAACUGAAGUAAAUGCGGUCAGACGGAGGCCAGAAAAAACCUGCCCAAAAAAACCCCGAAGGGAAAAAAUGCGGGCAGGAAAUCUGGGUAGGAACCAAGGCUCAAGCUCAAAGCCCUUCCUACGGGACUUUACAAUGUCAUCGAGAAUAUGUUGCUCCUAAAAAUAAAUAAAACAAAAAUAAAGAAAAACCAAAGAGAGGGUGGUUCGUAAGCCUAGAUGACGUACACGUGAUAUACGCAGCCUUAUAUACCCCCGAUAUGGCUACCCAUGGUGCACCCGGCCUAGUACCCAGGCCCUGUUGUAUCUCGUGCCGUCAAAAUAUUUAUUUCUGUCUUCUUCGCGGGCUCAUUCGUCAGAAAUAACAUUUCUUCUCGGUUAUAUAGAGUUCAGCGUCGUUUCGCUUGUUUUACCCUCCCCACCCUCCCUGGGUUUUAUUUUAUAGCCUGUCGUUUUCAAUAAAUUGUUUUUUGCCCCAAACUCGUUGCUUUUCUUUCGUGUCUACUAAUUGGGAUCAAUUCAAAGAUAAGCAUCGUAUUGCUUAUUCAGAUAAAUAAUGAUUGACUACUCUUAUAUGGAACUGAUCCUGGCUUCCUUAACUUUCCGAUUUGCUGUUUUUAGCAUUAAGUAAACUUGUGUGCGUGUUGUUCAAGCGUUUGACCAAAACAAAUUUCCUCAAAAUAUUAUCAAGAUAUUACACCAGUCCUGAAAAUAGUUCCUAUGGGCUCCUGCCUUUGCCCAACCCCACCCAUUUUCAUACAUUGUGUUGUUUGUUUUGUUAUGUUAUUACUUAUCGAGUAGUUUAAAAAAAAACUAAAAAACUUGUAAUAUUGUAAAUUAUUAAUAAUUAACAAAAAUUAGUAGCAUUGUUAAUUAUUAAUUAUGAUUAAAAGUUAAUUUUUAAUCAUUAUCACACACACGACUUUUACUCACACCCACAACCACGCCCCACGACUUGUACCCACGACCCACGACCCACGACCAUUGGACAAACUCGAAAGGAGCUUCAGGUGCAAUAGUUCUUAGGUGUUGAUUGGUCAGUUACUCAUUUCCGGAACAGCGGGGGUGUUUCUCAUUUUCACAGUGUUUUCGGGCAGGCGCUUUCUCUCCUCUCUCAACGCCCCCUACCCCCCUCCUUUUGACUCGCCCCAUUUUCUCCUGUCUUUUCGAGUUUCAACAUGGCGCUUUCGCUAGCAAAACAUUCGCGCGCCCGAAGAAAACGCCUGCACUGCAGGCUAUCCAAAUUCUUGCUUCAUGUAUGGCCGAAACACCGAAAAAAGUGGUGGGAAAUAACUGUUUUGUCUGUAAUAGUCCUUGCAAAGAGUUCGGUCUGCAUCUCAGACCUCAUCGAAGACGGCGUGGAAAUUGAUGUAAGUUUGUUUUCAUCGAGCAACCGUUCGCACUAACUGUUAGUGGGGCAAAAACGCGUGACGAAACCCUAAGAAAGUACAAAGGCGUACCAAUCCCGCCAUAAAUCGAAGUUGAGACUUUAACUUUCGAGUCGGGAGUUCAACAUCAAAUAUUACGUGUCAACAUGAAACUUCGGCAAUCAACAUUGGUAUUGACCAUGAAGACGAUUAAAUUCGUCCCUUUUUUCAGCAAAAUCCUUAACAUUCUCGGCCAACCUAAACAACGUUAAUAAGUUGCACUGCGUACCAUUUCUGCCAAAAAUGCAGGACUCUGUAAAAGCAGAAACGGCGGACGGCGGAUGACGGACCCAGACGGACGGCAGAAAAUAAUGUAUAAAUAAAUUUAUAAGAUAGAUAAAUAAUUAAAAAGACAAAUUGAUAAAAAUACAAGUAAUUAAAAUGUUAAAAAUUUAAAUAUCAGUUGUGACAUCUUCUGAGAUAGACAGAGUAACCAGCUACGAGGCUCUCUCCGAUGUCAGUUCCCACUCGUGGUCGGGAGAAAAGAUCUCCAGUUUCUGUCGUUUCAGUUUGCGAUAUUACUUUGUUGUAGGGUCCGUGUGCCUAUGUUGAAGAAAAUCAUGGGCAAGAGAAGCUACGCUGAUGUAUUUUUUGGCCGGUAGGUACCCCAGUAAAUUAAAUUUUGCGGUAUCCAUAAUAUUUUUGUUUGCUGCAGCUUAUGUCUACUGCUUUAGAUUUCUUCCGGGUCAACUGACUCUGAUAAAAAAACACGCAAACAAAACUUUAAAACUAGUUAGAAGAGGGGGUUCGGCCUCUCGCCUAGAUUCAAGCCUUUUGAAGAGGGGUAAGAUCGGAGGAGAGAGCUAAAAACAGAUGGGCAUUUGGACAAAAAAAAAGAAAGCCUGACCACUUUGAAUUGGGGGUUGCCUGUAAAAUUUAACUUCCAAGUGCAGGAGCCAUAAUAUGGCUUUUGCCGAGUGUUACUAAUUGCAAAACGUUAAUUACUUUAAUUAUUUAAGAAAUUAUUUUAGGGUCCUGGGAUGGAAAUGUUUCUGUCUUUGAGUUGGAAACCGGAAAGAACCUGCUAGAAAUAAAGCCCCAAAGCUGGAGAAUUAACGGUAAGAAAACAGAAAGCCAGUUAUACUUUAGCGAACGCACUGGGAAAAGUUUCUGAUCUAGAAACAUUGAUUAUUUUUUACCCUGAAUAACAAAGAACACUGCUAGACCCACCUGUAGAGAAACGAGUGCAAGAAGUGGGGAACGGCAAGUGCACCCCUAGCCAUUUUCUUUGCCAUUUUGCGUUGAAAAAGAGAGAGAUGUGGGACCUUUGCGACGCUGUUGUUGCGUACUUUUGUUAGCCGAAUAUUAGACAUCACUUCCAGUCGCUUACUCCUCUUUCUGAGAGGAGGAGUAAGCCACUCGAAGAAAUUUCUAAAAUUCAGGCUAUACAUGUACUGUUGUUUUGAUUGGCAGUCAAUCACCCGAUUUGUCAAACAAUUUUAUGUAGUGCGUGCCCCAUGCCUUUGGCGUUUUUGCAAGGUUAGUGACUGCUUUUGAGGAUAAACGACCAUGGUGAAAUCAUGCAAGAGACUGAACUGGUGUUGAAUCGCAUUGCACAAUGAAAAAGGGUUUUUUUGUGCUUUGGAACAGCGGUUUGGGGUAAAAUUCUUCCCCAGUUUCCCUCACGGCCUUGAAAAAAGUAGAAGCGAUAAAGCGAUAGUCAAUAAGAGAAGCAAUAGAGAGCUCUACGAUUGUCCUACAAUGCAGUUUGAUACAAGACCAACCCAGUUUCGCGUGCAUCUACCUCUAUUGUAAUUUCAUAGUUAAAAUGGGUAAUACCUUUUUCUGAAAACAAGUGAACACAAUGAUGACUUACUCUCUUUACAAUUACUAACUUUAUACUACUACUAUACAAAGUACAUGAAAAAUUUCUGCAAUUUGAUUGGCUUAGAGCAGCAGUAUUUCAGCUUAAUUUGAAAUACCUACAUGUGAAAAUUACAAACCUUUUGCUGGUAGUAGUAUAAACAAACAAUAGCAUGAUUUGUACGUGAUAUUUUGCAUAAAUACCACUCGUGAUAUUUCAAAAUUGUCUCAAAUUUCACUCGCCUAACGGCUCGUGAAAUUACGUAUAACAAUUUCGAAAUAUCACUCGUGUAUUUAUGUCUUUGUUUGUCAUUCAAGGUAUCAGUAGUUUUCAAAUAGAUGGCCACGAUUUCGUAGUCAGUGGGUGCGAGGAUCGAAGUUUCAAAAUCCUGGACAUGAAGACCGGUAUGUCCUUUCUUUCGCAGUUUUUGUAA
This is a messenger RNA of Porites evermanni, 42935 nucleotides long. The record is from the annotation of a GenBank genome assembly. NCBI's taxonomy places the organism in Eukaryota, Metazoa, Cnidaria, Anthozoa, Scleractinia, Poritidae.